Molecule: messenger RNA, 2263 nt
Organism: Bufo gargarizans (Asiatic toad)
Lineage: Eukaryota; Metazoa; Chordata; Amphibia; Anura; Bufonidae
Product: cilia- and flagella-associated protein 36-like
Exons: 10
Coding region: 110-1027 (305 amino acids)
Cellular component (GO): axoneme; ciliary base
Source: RefSeq, a predicted model, not a curated record
CCCCGCCCUCAGCGCGCGCCCGGUCCCUCGCACUUCAUCCGGGGUCCUGACUGCAGCGCCACAGCAAGAGGUAGAGGAGGAGUCCGGCGGGCCAGGCCCGGGGUGUGCAAUGGCCGAAGACACGGAGUGGGUGCUGGAGAGCGUGCUGGCCUUCCUCGGCUGCCCCGCCUGGACCGUGCCCGUCAGCGGCUUCAUAGAGCGCCAAUGCUCAGUGUUUGAUGAUGAAGAGGAGAAUAAGCUGUCGUACACGGAGAUUCACAAUGAAUACAAGAUACUGGUGGAAAAGCUCAUACAUGAACAUCUGAAUGACAUGGGGAUUAGUGAGGAGCAGUUUCAACAAGCAUGCUUAUCCCCCCUUGCCAAUUCACCAGACGUUAAGAUGAUCUUGCAAUCUGUGGUCGCUGUAGAAGAUUUUGCGGUCUUUAAAGAAAUGAUGCUGCAGAAGAACAUAGAGCUUCAGUUGCAAGCAAUCCAGAUCAUCCAGCAAAAUAACGGUGACCUUCCAGAAUGCCUGAAAAAUGGUGCCGAUUUUAUUUCAGACCUUGAACAACAGGAAAUAAAAAUGAUCUCUGAAGCUUUAAGGAUAUCAAAGGAGGAAUAUGAACAGGAACAGCUGCGCAGAAAGGAAAAAAGUGAAGCUAAUGUACAUAAAAAUUUCCCCAAAACGUCUUCACAAGAGAAAGUGACCACUCCAGCCCGUGAACAAGUCAAACCUCUUCAAACCAUCAAGCCGUCCUUGAAAGAGGAGGAACUUCCAUACAGACAACUGUCUGCAAGAUUGAAAGAGCUUAGUAGCACAGAAGCUGCUGAGGCCUGGAUGGAGCAAGCCAGGAAAGAAGCAGGCAUACAGGGCGCUUUAACUAGCUUGUCGCAGGCAGAGAAGGAACAACUCCAAGAACGUGCAGAAUAUCUCAGGCAAAAAAGAGCAGAACUUUUAGCACGGAAAGGGGAAUCUAAGAAGGGAACCCAAAAUACUGAGCAGAGCAAAGAAAUGCAUCCUCCCCGAAUCAGCAGCAAAAGCAGAUGACUGAAGAAGAACUGAAGAACUUACAGAAAAGAAAGCAACUUGCAGAAAAGCUUAAAGAGGAAGUAAUUCACAAGUGAAACGUCGCCCUCUGCUUUGCUUAUUCUUCCAUUCAAUAGAUUGCCAAAGCUUUCCGUAUACACAUUGUUAGCCUUAAGGUGUUGUACCAAGUUUAAAAGUUACUCCCUUUCCACAGGAUAGGGGAUAAAUAUCUCAUUGGUAGGCUUCUAGGACCCCACAGAACCUGAAAUUGAAUGGCAGGCAGGUUGAUUAUGCAUGUGCUGACGCUCCAUUCAUUUUCUGAGACUGCUGGAGAUAGCCAAGUGUUUGGACACCCACCGAUCAGCCAAUGAAGGGAUAACUUUUAAACUUGGCACAACCCCUUUACAAAUACUUUGUUCUAGCCUCUAAAUACAUUUACAUUUGGAAAGAAAUGGAGCUCAUGAUGACAGGGAAAAAAAACUGAGGCUGGAAAAAAAAAGGCUGUUCCACAUGCAGACAUUUACAGCUUAUCCAUACCAUUAAUGUGUGAUAGGUAGGGGCCCCACCUCCAGGGAGAAUCCACAUUCCAUAAGGCCCCCCUCUUCAUUUGGUCUCCUAUACAGCCUAGUGCCAGAUGCCUCUCUUUCCUGUCCCCAAUGGCCCCCAACAUAUGGGUCCCCUGACCUCUGUUAGGCCUCUACCUAUCAGACAUUUAUGGCCUAGCCUGUCCUAAAUAUAGUGAGAAAAUAUUUUUAAAAUUACAUUUUUGCUAAUAAACUAUGAAAAAUGCCUUAUUUUCUUUUCUAUGGAAUAGACCAGGGAUGCUCAACCUGCGGCCCUCCAGCUGUUGAAUACCUACAACUCCCACCAUGCCCCGCUGUAGGUUGUCUGGGCAUUAUAGUUUUGCAACAGCUGGAGGGUCGCAGGUUGGGCAUCCCUGGAAUAGACAAAUGUUGCCAAAACAUGGAAGUGCACUUAAUAGGAGUUAAUGGACGUGAUCUCCUCUUGAAAGUAACGUUGGCAUUAGUUUGUCUGCUAAAACCAUCUCAUCAUUACUCAACCACAGAGUUGCAAUUUGCUUGCUGUUCACCACAGUCUCUCUCCCUAUGACAACUCUUCCACCUGUCAAGAUUGUAUGGAUCCAAAUUCAUAUCCUGCUUAGUGUUAAGACGGUUGGUACUUGCUGGCCAGUUAUUACAUUGUAGUGAAUAGGUCAAUGUGAAGCAUUAAAAACCACCUGCAAAAUCUGUGACUGUA